This is a messenger RNA of Ochlerotatus camptorhynchus, 5074 nucleotides long. Its product is annotated as acetylcholine receptor subunit alpha-like. The record is from RefSeq and is a predicted model, not a curated record. The transcript has 11 exons. NCBI's taxonomy places the organism in Eukaryota, Metazoa, Arthropoda, Insecta, Diptera, Culicidae. Gene Ontology annotation, molecular function: transmembrane signaling receptor activity; acetylcholine-gated monoatomic cation-selective channel activity. Bases 1350 to 3446 code for a protein of 698 amino acids. Gene Ontology annotation, biological process: regulation of membrane potential; signal transduction; nervous system process. Gene Ontology annotation, cellular component: synapse; neuron projection; plasma membrane.
UGCCGCAGUUGGUCGUGUUUUUCGCUGAAGACUUUGAAGAAGGCCCAUCGACGCCACACCUUGGUAGUCCUUGAUAGCCACCUACAUUAGCUGGAUCAGUGCAGUGUCUUCGUGGACGUACGGCGUGGAGACGUUCAGCUUUUUGACAUAUUUAGGUGGAAAAAUAGUGCAAAAAGGUUUAUUUUUUUCUCUCACUCCUGGAUGAUUCCAUUGAGAACAUAGUUGCUGAACCAAGAAGGAUCGCGUGUGUUGGCCUCAUUACGGUGGUAUUAAAAAUUGUUUAAAGCCGGAAGAAAAGUGCUACCAGAUAAUAGCAACUACUACACACGUUGGGGUUAGUGCUCGUUGCAUGACUUCGUGAGAUUCUCUUUCCCAGUGGCCGUGUAUGGGGUGUAUGUGUCUGAUGUGAAUAACAUGGGGAAUUAUAAUAUCAAAAAUAAUAACUAAAAAAGUUAAAGCAGCAGUGGCGAAGAAAUUGGAAAAGAAAAUUAAGCACGCAAGUGGUCACCCAAGUUCUGCAGUGGAAAAUUGUGGUACGCUUCCGAAGUGACGUGACCGCUGAGCCGCGUACUGUCGGUGAUCGGAGAGUGAGAGUGAGGAGCAUUUGGGAAGGAAAUCCGCUUUCAUGCAAAGUGUAAACGCUAAAGCGAAACUGAAUAGCGAAUUUUCUGACGCAGCAAAGUGGUGUAGUGAGAAUGUGUACACUAUUUGGAUCUGUUUGAAGUGAGAGCUCCCCGUUAUGUACGUAUGCAGCUAAUCUGUUUGCAGCAAAUUAUACCCAAUAGGCUUGCUAAAUGUUUUUGUGAUUAGUGCAAUUAGUGGUCGAGAUUUGCCUCUCGAUAGAAUUGGUGUAAUUGUUGAAUAAAACUAAUUGAUUCUAGUAACACCUGUGAGAGCUGUUUCAACUGAUGCCAUCAUCGGAAUGUUUUAUAAUUAGUUAAGCCAAACAUGAUCGUUUCUUGACCGGAAAUUGCUUUUUCCCAUCCAUUGCUGCUUCAUCAACGGUGCUGGAAGUUUUGAAGCUGGACGGAACGAAACGAGGGCAACCAAUCCAGGCCAGCAAACAGAUCAGAAGCAGCUCGGUUGCUAUUCUCGCACAGCCACGCGACACACCCGGUCAUCAUUGAGUUGGUUGUUGAUCGAUUUCGAGUCGAGCGGCCGGCGACAGAAAAUCGUCAAAAUUGUCGCCCCCACGGCAACCCGUCGACGGUGGUGGUGGUCGGUCGAGGUGGAGUGCGUCGCCACUGCCAGCGGGUUCAGCGAAGGGAAGAGCUCUGUAGCAGCACAACUCCGUGGAUCCCUCGGCCAAUCGUUACGCAACGACGCUGGCUGGGACACAGGGAGAUGAGAUGAGGCUGCUACACGGCGUUAGUUUCAUCAUAUUCGCUGCCGUUUCAGUAUGCGCCGGAAAUCCUGAUGCAAAACGCCUCUACGAUGACCUUCUUAGCAACUACAACAAACUAGUUCGGCCUGUUGUUAACGUUACAGACGCACUAACCGUGAAAAUCAAACUAAAACUAUCGCAGCUUAUUGAUGUGAAUCUGAAAAAUCAAAUCAUGACUACGAAUCUAUGGGUAGAGCAAACGUGGUACGACUACAAGCUCAAGUGGGAGCCGAAAGAGUACGGUGGAGUGGAAAUGUUGCACGUUCCUUCGGAUCACAUUUGGCGGCCGGAUAUUGUGCUAUACAAUAACGCGGACGGUAACUUUGAGGUGACGCUGGCGACGAAAGCCACCCUCAAUUACACCGGACGAGUCGAUUGGCGGCCACCGGCCAUUUACAAAAGUUCCUGCGAGAUUGAUGUGGAGUAUUUUCCCUUCGACGAGCAAACGUGUGUGAUGAAGUUUGGCAGCUGGACGUACGAUGGGUUUCAGGUUGACCUUCGCCAUAUCGAUGAAGUCAACGACACAAACGUAGUGGAAGUUGGAGUGGAUUUGUCGGAGUUCUACACGUCAGUCGAAUGGGACAUUCUUGAAGUUCCUGCAGUCAGAAAUGAAAAAUUCUACACAUGUUGUGAUGAACCGUAUCUCGAUAUCACCUUCAACAUAACGAUGCGCCGUAAAACGUUGUUUUAUACCGUAAAUUUAAUUAUCCCCUGCAUGGGCAUCAGCUUCCUAACAAUAUUGGUCUUCUACCUGCCGUCGGAUAGUGGCGAAAAGGUAUCGUUAAGCAUAUCCAUCCUGCUCUCGUUGACUGUGUUCUUCUUGCUGUUGGCGGAAAUCAUUCCACCGACGUCGCUGGUGGUGCCGCUACUGGGGAAGUUCGUGCUUUUCACCAUGAUCCUCGAUACAUUCAGCAUAUGUGUCACCGUGAUUGUGCUCAACAUUCACUUCCGAUCGCCUCAAACGCACACGAUGGCACCGUGGGUCCGAACAAUCUUCAUCAACCAUCUGCCGAAGCUGCUGGUGAUGCGUCGUCCCAUCUACCAGCCACUGCACCAUUUUAGUGCUGCUUCACAAAGAUUUAUGUUGCGUUCGUGCACUGGAAUGGGUGACAACAUCCCACCGCUGCCGCCGACGAUUGCGUUUGAUCCCUCGGUGCUGCUCGAUCAUCAUUUCCUCGAUUCCAGCGACAGCAUAAACACCUGCCGCCUGCAUGGUAGCCCAACGCAUCAUCCACAUCAUCAUGGAGGCGGCCAUCAUCAUCACCAUCAUCACGGUAUGCGUGGGAUGGAUCUAAUGGAUGACUUAGCACUGCCCUAUCAAGAUCACAACCAUCACAAUUCCCCGAUGUCGCCGAUAAAUUUAAAUCUCCUGUCAACGGCCAGCACGGCCGUCCCAAAUCCGCACCAAUCAACAACCGGUGGCCUGUCGAGUGCCGGUGCGGCCCUCCUUGAUCCCCACAGUACCUUCCAGACCAGCCUGGCUGGAGGUGUUGGUGGAACAAGCAAAACUAGCACAAAUGUGAUAAUUAACACUGCAACAAACACUACUACUAGGAGUAAUCUAAGCUGUUGUAAUAAUCUUUUCCUCAACGAUGGACGAACUGGGUUAGAUAGUAGCGUUCAAUUAACGAACAAUAACAGUGUAGGUGGUGCCAUUGACUCGUCAACAGCCGUUCCGACGGUGCCGAUUAUCAACACCACGGACAGUGGUCUAGGUGGGAGCGGCGGUGGCGGCAGCGGCACUGACGGCAAGGACAAGUCCACGCGAAAUCGAUGGCUCUCAUGUCCCGAGUUGCACAAGGCGAUGGACGGAGUCACGUACAUCGCUGACCACACGCGGAAGGAAGAGGAGAGUACGAGGGUAAAGGAAGACUGGAAGUUUGUGGCCAUGGUGCUGGAUCGAUUGUUCCUAUGGAUCUUCACCAUAGCGGUAGUAUUCGGGACGGCCGGGAUCAUCCUGCAGGCGCCCACACUCUACGACACCCGAGUGCCGAUCGAUAUCAAGAUGUCGGAGAUUGCAACAACGACUGCGAAACCGUACAUUGCCAAACCUGUGUUAUAAUCAACUACGCCACCCGGCGGCAGUUCCGUCGUCGUUAUCAUGGACCGAACGCACCGAGGGAAGCGUCCCUUCCGAUUUUCUACUGUUUCGUUUGUUAGAAAAAAGAAAUUGGAUACCCGGUGGAACACAUCUAUAUCAAACUGAAGCAACGGAGAAAUAAAACAAACUAGGGCAAAAAGAUUCAGCCACGUGGCAGACAAGAGGAAGUUUAUAAAGUAUUUUUUAAUUCCUCUCAAGUGGUUCCAUGUUGAAAACGAACACAAAACGUGAGAAAUAGACGAGAACGAGGGAAACGAAUGGGGAAAGAGUCUUGUUUCCGUUGUUUAUUAAGAGGACUGAACUGUUUAAAAUUUUAUUAACGUUUUAAACUUGAUGUAGAGAUUUUUCGAGCGACUAAUUGAGAUCGUCUAGAUUUUUUUCUAUUCGCGAGAAGAAAAAAAAACUUAGGGAAAAGUUGAAAUGUUGUACUUAGGUCAUUGUUGAGAACGAAAUAAAAAACAAAUUGUUGUCAUCGUAACGAGCAGGUUGUAGCGUGUGGAGAAAGGAUGCUGCCAUAAAAUUUAAACCGUUUGGUUUUCCAAAUGAGAUUAUUUUAAACGUAUGACAUGUAUACCAAAGGUUUCAAAAAAGUUAAUACCAGAAAUAGUAAAUUCAGCUAGUCAUGGAAUUAAAUUCAUCAAUCAAAAAGCCAAGGACUGUGAGACAAUGUGUUUUAUUUAUAUGAUGUGGACUUAUUGUAAAACAAGAAUAACGGCUAUUUAUUUCAAGUAUUGUCGACAAAUAUGAAGGACAACGCAAGAAUCUGCGUCAAUUGUCAAUUAUUCGAUUAAGUAUCUAAAUUUGAAUCAAAUUCAAAUAUUGAAUAAGCACAUGUACUCUCAGGCCAUAUAUAAAUCAUUUACUCACAAGCACUUCAAGGGGUGCUCGGACGCAUUCUGCACAUAUCUUUGAAGGUAUUUACUUCAUUGCAUAAUUUGCUAAGUUUUCUCUACUCCAGCCAAAAUGGACUGAAACCCAAAUGAAAAACAUCUUUUCAAGAUCAGAGAUGUAAGUAAGAGCAUUUUUUCUGUGCACAGGAUAAAAAAAAAACAUGAUUUGAUGAAUAUCAAAUAAUAGCUACAUUUGAUGUGAUAAGACUGGAUGCCAGGAUCACGAUAGAAUUCUGCCUGAUGGUAUGUAGUGGCAAGUUGUUCCAAACUUGUUGAAGAGCUUGAGUAAGGAAUGCAUCAUUAACAGAAAGUUAAAGCUGCAAAGGAUCAUUUUACUCUAGUGAAACGGGAUCUAAUUCCAGUUCCUAUUACUGCCGUAGGACAGAUUUAAGUUUCAUCGCAGUUUGGACAUGUUUGUACAGUAAUGAUAAUUGCAAACAGCUUUAGUCCGGGGGUUUAAAAGGUAUAGCUGUAUUGCAGAUCCAGCAACUGAUUUCAGAAUGUCUGGUGAGUCACGCCUAUUCCGAGGCCACUUUUACAUACAAUAAGCCCACAUGUAAACACUAUCGAUAUCAAAUGGAUAAUGGUACUGUAAACACACUUCCAGAUGUCAAAACAUGGUGGUUCUAAAUCAGGCCUAGGCAAGCUCCUUGUUUGUCAUUCGCGGUUAUCAAUAAAAAAAACAUCUCGUUUAUAGCA